AUGACUGUAACGGCUCUGACAGCAGAACAGAUAAUUAACAAAAAGAGAUCCAUGGAAGACCUUAAGAAUAUACAAGUACAAAGAAGUAAACGAGCCAUUGCUCGUUAUAAGAACGCUCCUCUACACACAUCUGCUGACGAGGAUCGCAAAUCUGGGAACAAAAGACAUAUAGUAGCCAUUGAUGACUCGUUAAAGAUAAACUAUGAGGUGAUUCGUCAUAUUCCAGGUCAGCUAGCUCAGCGAGAAGAAAUUGAAGAUUUAAACAGGCUUAAGUUGAUCCAAUAUAAGGAUUCACUCAAUAAGAUGCACGAAGACUAUAUCGAUAUAUGGAAAAGAGAAGACCCAGCUUUGGAAAACGUGGACUAUGCACAGUUAGAUGAGUCCACACUGCUGGAAGAGAAGAAAUGGCUCACAGAACUAAAUGAUAAACUUAAGAAGGAUUAUACAGAAGCUGUUCAACUUGAGAAGAAAUGGUUUCUCUUAAAAGAGAUCAUGCUAGAAGCUUGCACAAGGCUAGAUCUUUGUGCCGAAUCAAACCCGCUUCUCAAUAAAAACCAAAUCACCCUGGAUGAAUCAAAGGGUACACUACUGUAA
Kluyveromyces lactis is the source of this 594-nucleotide messenger RNA. RefSeq names its product Ies3p (gene IES3). NCBI's taxonomy places the organism in Eukaryota, Fungi, Ascomycota, Saccharomycetes, Saccharomycetales, Saccharomycetaceae. The record is from RefSeq and is a predicted model, not a curated record. Bases 1 to 594 code for a protein of 197 amino acids. The transcript has a single exon.